Boleophthalmus pectinirostris (great blue-spotted mudskipper) is the source of this 1069-nucleotide messenger RNA. It is a transcript of the gene gper1, whose product is annotated as G protein-coupled estrogen receptor 1. Gene Ontology annotation, molecular function: nuclear estrogen receptor activity; G protein-coupled receptor activity. Gene Ontology annotation, biological process: cellular response to estradiol stimulus; G protein-coupled receptor signaling pathway. Bases 1 to 1065 code for a protein of 354 amino acids. The transcript has a single exon. Gene Ontology annotation, cellular component: membrane. NCBI's taxonomy places the organism in Eukaryota, Metazoa, Chordata, Actinopteri, Gobiiformes, Gobiidae. The record is from RefSeq and is a predicted model, not a curated record.
AUGGAAGAGCAGGUCACAGCUCUGCUCUGGAUACAUGCUAACAGUACACAGUAUGUAAAUACCACAGAGGAGUACAACACCACAGAGGUGACUGAGGACCCUGACAAAUACCAGGCCUACAUUAUCGGCCUCUUCCUGUCAUGUCUCUACACUGUCCUGCUGUUUCCUAUUGGAUUUAUUGGGAACAUCUUAAUCCUCGUGGUCAAUCUGAACCACAGAGAGAAGAUGACCAUCCCAGACCUGUACUUUGUAAACCUGGCAGUAGCUGACCUUAUCUUAGUGGCAGACUCCCUUAUCGAGGUUUUCAACCUGAAUGAGAAGUAUUACGACUAUGCUGUGUUGUGCACCUUCAUGUCCCUAUUUUUGCAGGUCAACAUGUACAGCAGUAUCUUCUUCCUCACCUGGAUGAGUUUUGACCGUUACGUGGCGUUAGCCAGCUCAGUGAACAGCAGCCCUCUAAGGACUAUGCAGCACGCCAAAAUGAGCUGUAGCCUCAUAUGGAUGGCGUCCAUCUUGGCCACACUGCUGCCCUUUACCAUAGUGCAGACCCAGCACCGAGGGGAGCUCCACUUCUGCUUUGCUAACGUGUUUGAGAUCCAGUGGCUGGAGGUCACCAUUGGCUUUUUGGUGCCCUUCUCCAUUAUUGGCCUGUGCUACUCUCUGAUUGGCCGAAUCCUGAUGAAAUCCCAAAAGCACCGUGGACUGUGGCCAAGGCGACAGAAAGCCCUGCGUAUGAUUGUGGUAGCUGUGCUGGUCUUCUUCAUUUGCUGGCUGCCAGAAAACGUAUUCAUCAGUAUCCAGCUGCUGCAGGGUACUGCAGACCCAGCAUACAGGACUGACGCCCCCUUGUGGCACGACUAUCCCCUCACAGGGCAUAUCGUCAACCUGGCAGCCUUCUCCAACAGCUGCCUUAACCCCAUCAUCUACAGCUUCCUGGGUGAAACUUUCAGGGACAAGCUGAGGCUCUUUGUCAAGCAGAAGGCUGACUGGUCUGUGGUCAACCGUGUCUGCAGAAACAGUUUGAACUUACGCCUGUCAGUCCCAAGCGACGUGACCCAGGUGUGACCUC